Molecule: messenger RNA, 2838 nt
Organism: Toxoplasma gondii ME49
Lineage: Eukaryota; Apicomplexa; Conoidasida; Eucoccidiorida; Sarcocystidae
Exons: 3
Coding region: 462-1121 (219 amino acids)
Source: RefSeq, a predicted model, not a curated record
UAUUCAGAUAAGCUUGCGAGUGUGGCAAGUUUAGGCUGGAAAAGGUGUGUCGCCUCGCUUCUUUGCUGCUGACCCGUACAACCGCUUCGGAAGGAUUGCGAUAAGUCGUGCUGGGUAUCACAACGGAUGUCUAUUUUUUAUAGAGAUUUACUUGACGGAAUCUCGGCUUCUGAUCGACGUUCAUCACAUUCUAAUGAUGUUGUUCGCAUUCUAACUGUGCCAAACCUUCUGCGUCCAGUUCGACUCGGAACUCAUUCGACGCUGUGAUCAGCUUAAACCUGUGUGGACGCAAGCAGCACGGCUUUACUCAAAGCGUUGUUUCGUCUCACCCUUCGCCGCUGUCUUGUCUCCGUACAUCACUUGUGAUUUCUGCCCCCUUUCGGACGUUUUCCCUUUUCUUCUUCACUGCCGAAGUUUUAGCAAACCAAGGAUUGUCUGUUGUUCCCUGUUUCUGCGGCAUCAUGGUAGAAAUGUACCUCCCGCGGUGCCAGGGCAAGAUGGUGUCCCUCGGGUUUCGUGGUAUUGACGAGCUCCCGGAAGAUGUUCGCCUGUUAAAAGACGCAGAAAAGGAGUUGGAAAAUUCAAUCUUCCAUUUGGAAAGGUCCAAUAAUGAACUGAUGGAGGAAGAUCCGAAUGAUUCCGUGUAUUCGGAAGCAAUCAAAGAGAACGAAGUGGCGCUGGAGGUGAAGCACACCCGCCUGCGGCAUGUUCAGCGGAAAAUUGCUGAGUUGAUGUCACACACGCAAACUGGUACCUGCUGCUGUGGACAUUCUGUGCCAGCUGGUAGUUCCGCAGCUGUGCUGCCGGCUUCUGCUUCCUACCCUCCGGUCACCUCCGAGACGCUGCGUGACCAUGCCCACAGUGCAUUUGCCAUGGUGGGUGAACAGCGUCCUUCUGUAGACUACAGCAUGCACGAAGGGGUAGCUUGUAUGGCGGCCGAGCAUGCAGGCGAACAGGAGCCACCUCGUCUUUGUGACGAGUUACGAUCUGUGCACACUGAGGCUGACAGGGGGCAAGUUGUGAGCGUGAGUGAUCAUGUGAAUGAAGACGACGACGAGCAAAACGGAGAGCAAAGCAUAAGCUGGCAUGCAAGUGACGCCGCCGCAGGCAUCUUCCUCUGAGCCGGGAAAGUGCCCGUGUUUGUAAGACGCGGAGCAGGGAUGACUUUAGUGAACAGUGCGAUUGGAUUCAUCGCCUGACAGCGUGCGAAAAGGAGGGCAUCAGGUUACGGGAAUUCGUCAAGAAACAGGAGCACGUGCAGACCGCUUCGCACGAACCCAGCCGUCAGUGGGUUGGGAUCGUUCUGUGUGGUCCGCACUGUGAGGUGCAUGUGCGAGAACCUGUAAAAUAGGUGCACGGUGGGUAGAGAUGCCGCUGACUAUCGCUAGCGACCGCGAUUGUCAGAUGUGCUGCCUAACCAUUCGAACGCCUCCUGGAGGGACGUUUGUGCCAGUGAGGUCCACAUCAGAUUUUGGUUGCCGGGUGAGCGUAUUCAAGAGCGUUCUUCUGCGGCUUCGAGAAGAAGGUGUAUAUGAUCCACUGUGGCGACUUGUACAUGCUGUCUAUAUUUUUACGUAUUUGGCAAUGCACACGCAAGUGCGUGUUUGGCGUGUGUGUGUGAGUGUGAGCGCCUGCCUUCCCUUCGAACGGAAAUUCAGCUUUCGUCAUCGAAUAACAGGGUUCCGGGUCCCUUUUCCUUUCUGAAAAUGCAAAAACCCGCGCAAUGGCGGGUGCUAUUCAGACCGAGGACACCGAGUAGCAGGAAUGCCCAGUUGUCGUGGCGGUUCCUUUGCUUGUGUAUGUUUGUGGCACGGGUUCGGAGACGAUUUCUCGACUACCUGCCGAAAAGAGACCACAUGUGUAAAGUAACAAGUGCGUACUGCGUAAGCAUAUUGACCCUCUGUGCUGGCGCGGUGUUCGUUUUGGUAAAGGCAGUUUCCGUCUUUAGUUGAACACGACGAGUGGCGCAUGCCAGUACAAGGACGUUCAAGUUGAAUGCAGAAGGCUGCAGGGACCGCGAUGUUGUCUUAUUUUUUAGGCAUCGGGCCAGUCUUGUAUCCACUGAUGUUCGUGUUUGCUAUGUUACGCGGUCUAGAGAUUGCCUAUUUUUAUGAGUGGUGGGCGACCCUUUUACGCACUGCAAUUUUAUUCGGUUUUGCUCGAGAAACAGAGCAACAGCCUCAACGGAGUUUUCCCGUAUCACAUCAUGUUUCCUUCGAUCAUCAAAGCAUUCGUGUUGAAGGUGACACUGCAGGGUCGGUCACGGGGGCAGCAUCACAGGCUGGGUGGCAUGUGGUGUCAACGGAGAAACUCGUGAGCCGUGAAGGAAUUUGUCGAUUUUUCCGUGAACACGCGGUUCGGUCAUGGCACUAACAAGCCGGAAUAUCCCGUGGUCAAAAACGAGAAGCGUGGAGCCCAAGCGCAGAGUAAGGGUCCAGGUUGUCAUGCUUUACUGAGACACACUCGGGACUUCGCGCCGACUGUGUACUUGUAGCGCCACCUUUUCUCUUUUAAUGCACUCAGUUAAUUAGUAUUAGGUUUGAUAUUCUGUACCAACCGAGUUAAAAUUGUGAUUUACGGUGGAAGAAAUGGCGCUGGAAUUAGCGCCGCAAGGCACAAACUGUACUGCCGGAGCAUCGACAAUUUGGCACAAUGUCUGGAUUGGUUGCAUGAAAGCGUCCACAACGGACUUUUGAUUACUCCUCGUAUGCCUGGCAAUGAACGUUACCUAGAAAUAUGUCUAAUUGCGAGGUGUGCGGCACAGCCUUCACUUCGCACCAGUGCUUGAGACCAGUUAUAAAAGAGCAGCUCUUAAAAAUUCAUCAAGCUUACACCGAG